Molecule: messenger RNA, 402 nt
Organism: Lactuca saligna
Lineage: Eukaryota; Viridiplantae; Streptophyta; Magnoliopsida; Asterales; Asteraceae
Source: the annotation of a GenBank genome assembly
AUGCACCUCUUUCACCGCAAUCCCAACGGGGAUGUUCAUUGGAUCGUUGAUGGUAAAAAGUAUCUACACAUUGGCAACCGGAAUAAGAAGAUACUCGCUUUAGCGAAUGACAUCCCUUCUACAAAUUGGCAUCUCCAAUCCAACUUGGGUGUCACUGCAACCUGUAGACCUCCGACCACCAUUCCUAAUCCUCCUGCUGCAACUGCAACUGCAGGUGCUUCCAACUCCUCUCGACCUAUUCCUUUUCCUAAACACAACAUUUACAUGGGCGAAUUUGCACGCUUAGACCACCAUUACACGAGCUUACAGCAGGAGGUAGGAGAGAUUUACACGGGCGUUGCUGAAAACACUUCGAAAUUUGAAGACUAUCGGAAUCUUCAGGAAGAGCAUUGGGCCCAGUAG